Ambispora leptoticha is the source of this 175-nucleotide messenger RNA. Lineage: Eukaryota; Fungi; Glomeromycota; Glomeromycetes; Archaeosporales; Ambisporaceae. The record is from the annotation of a GenBank genome assembly.
UUGUAGACUUGUCAAUUUGACAAGCAUGGACAAACCAGUGGUAGCAUUUUUGUUGUCACAUCGUGUCGCGGGAGAUUACUUUACUCCUGUUUUCCUGCUCUCUGGCAGCUCACCCUGCCACCGUCUACUUUUUAUACCUCACAGAUGGUUAUUAUGCGAAGUAGUCCAGUGGUAA